AAAUUAUUUACAAAACUGUUUAUUUAAAUAUAUUGAUAUAGAAUGACACACGAUGUGCCUGUAUAAUUAAAAUUGGUGCCUUGUGUUAUAAGAAAAAAUCUAUUGAAUAUGACCUGGAAACUUGUCCGGACACUGAAGUAAACAAUUAUAAACAUGGACACUGGACAACAGGUUUUAUUAAUUUAAUAAUUUGACUCGGAUCAUCACAUACGAUAUAAGACUUUGAAUUCUGCUGAAGUGGAGUUUAUAUUAUCGCAGCUAAAAUGGAUAUCAUUGAAACAAUAAAAAAAGAUAAAGCAUAUAUCAAAUACAAGUUAAUAGUAAAAAAUUGGGAGAACGAAUUUAAGAACACUCACUCACGAACACCUUCUAAAUUUGAUAUAAAAGAAGCUCCAUCUAAGAUAAAGUACGCAUACAAGAAAUAUUUUCAGUUAAAAAGUUCAGCUCUAGAAAACUCAUUGUCUAUUUGUAUUGAUGAUGAGCCUCUUGGAUCUCCUGAUCAAUCUCAUUUCGAAAGUGCCUUUGAGACUUUAAGCCCUCCUACUGAGCAACUGGUAGCCACCCUGCCUAGUGGAUCUCAACUCAAUGAACUACUUUCUAAUGUAUCAUCAACAUCUUUUAAAAAAGAACCUUUGAAAAAUGUUCAACCACUAAGCCCAUUUACAGACAAACUAUCAAAAAAACUCUUUCAGAACAAACAAUUUUCUUUGAGAAAUCCCAGAAAAGUAUCAUUACAUAAGUCACAGUCUAUGAUUGAAAGCAAAAUUGAAAAUGAGAGUGAGUUUAACAAGAUUGAAAGUUUGUCUACCACACUUACACAAAUUGACAAUCAGACAACUUCUGUCCCUACAAAUAAUAGUACUUUGACUAAUAAUGAUAUACCCAGGAUCUUUGGCAUUGGCAGUCCAGUUAUUAACAAAACACCAACUGUUAGAAAACUUAAUCAAGGAUGGCUAGAAAGGGCAACUGGACUGUCGUUACACAAUAUGGCAACUUCAACACCAGGUGAGAAACCAAAAACAUUUGGUUUGGGAAAUAUUUCAUUACCGGUGGUGCAAUUACCAGUUACCAAACAGAGAACCGAUGAGAGGAUUAUAUCUGAGCCUGAUGAAAAUAAAUAUGAAGAUUUUGUCGAAAAUAGUGAAUCUGAAGGGGAAGAUAUAUCUUUUUCCAAAUUAAAGCCAGCCCUUAAAAAAAGGAAAUUAGAAGAUGCAAUAAAUAUGACUAAAGCACAACCAUUGGACAAUGUUGCAAAAACUACCACAGUAGAACUUGAUAAAAGCCAAAGUCCAGAGAAACCCUCCAAAAAUAAAAGAAAAAAGAGAGUUGUGAAAAAGCAACCUAAAAAUAUAGAAUUAGAUACUAAAGAGCAACAGCCUCCUGACAUUGCAGAGUACAUCCCUUUUGGCAUUGAAAAUGUAAAGCCGAGACAUUCUAAUGUCACAGACAUACUGAAAACUGUAGAAGAUUCAGUUAAAUAUGACAAAAUUGAAAGUGAUUCGGAAGCUACAGGUAAAUUAGAAAACAAAAUCAGAAAUGGCACACUGAAUGAUAACUUUGUAAAAAUCAACAUAGAGAAAAAGGUAUUUGUCCGUGGUAAAAAAAGUAUAAAUUUUUCCAAGUACAAAAAACAACAAUAUAAAGACAAAAAAGCACUUCAUGCUGGUAUGGAGUUUCCAGAAGCAGGAAAGAUGUUAUGUUUCAAAUGUGGAAAGUCAGGGCAUAUGGCAAGAUAUUGCACAGCUCAUAAAGGAGAAACUCUUCUGCCAUUAGAAAACUAUGAUGAUAAUAAUAUUCCCUCUUUAGAAGAUAUAGAGAAAGUUGUCAAUAAUGAAACAAAUAAAUUAUCACUACCAGAACAACUUAGUACAUCUGUUUAUGAAGCUAGUACAAUUCCGGAGUCAUUCCUGAAAUUGCUUGCGGACAAACCUUCAAAUGAUGAUAGAGAAUUAAGACCAAUAUACUCCAAUAUAGAAGAGGAAUCUUCAACGGUUUUACACGAAGCACUUGAUAUGUUUGGACACAAAUCAUUUCGACCUGGACAAGAACAGGCAAUCAAGCGUAUACUAGCUGGUAUGUCUACUUUGUUAAUACUGUCUACAGGAGGAGGUAAGUCACUCUGCUAUCAACUACCAGCAUAUAUUUACAGCCAGCACUACAAAUGCAUUACCCUAGUCAUAUCACCACUGGUUUCUCUGAUGGAGGACCAAGUUUUAAGUAUGCCAGACUUUCUCAAAGCUGGGUGCUUGCAUACUAAUCAACCACCAACACAACGCAAGAAAAUUAUCCAAUGUUUGAAGGAUGGAGAGAUAAAUAUUCUCCUUAUAUCCCCAGAAGCAUUAAUAUCUGGGGACUCAUCAAAUGGGUUUGCAGGUUUGUUUAAAUCAUUGCCACCCAUUGCCUUUGCAUGCAUAGAUGAAGCUCACUGUGUUUCACAAUGGAGUCACAACUUCAGACCGAGUUAUUUAAUGAUUUGUAGGGUUCUUCGAGAAAAGCUAAAUGUUAAAUGCAUCCUUGGCCUAACCGCAACUGCAAGUCAAUCAACAAUAAGAAGUGUAAUUAGUCACAUUGAUAUUCCUGAUGGAUUGAGUGGAGUUAUAACUAACCCUGCCCUUCCUGAUAACCUGUACUUGUCAGUAUCAUUUGAGAAGGAUAAAGAUAGGGCAUUGGUUUCAUACCUGACUUCGGAACGUUUAAGUUCCUUUAAUUCUAUUAUAGUAUAUUGUAUAAGAAGAGAUGAAUGUGAAAGAGUGGCUGCUGUGCUAAGAUCAGCCCUUCAAGAACCUGGCAAAAUUCACAUGGAAGCUCAAAACAAAAAAAGAAAGAGAAUGUCCUAUAUAUCUGAAGCUUACCAUGCUGGCAUGUCUGGAGCUCAGAGAAAGAAGAUUCAAAAACAGUUCAUGGAUGGCACAUUAAGGAUAAUAGUGGCUACAGUAGCUUUUGGCAUGGGAAUAAACAAGUCUGAUAUCAGAUGCAUCAUCCAUUAUAAUAUGCCAAGCAGUUUUGAAUCUUAUGUGCAAGAAGUUGGCAGAGCUGGAAGGGAUGGACAACCUGCCUAUUGUCAUGUGUUUAUGAGCAGUAGUAGCAGCGAUAAGAAUGAGUUGCUGAAACAUAUCCACGCAAAUACAAUUGAUAGGUCAACAGUGAGAAAAUUACUUCAAAAGGUGUUUAUCCCUUGUGACUGCACAAAAAGAUGUGAAGAAUCAACAUCCAAAUCUGCAAAUAUUAUACAAAGAUGUAAAGGACAUGAAGUUGGAAUCCCAAUUGAUGUCACAGUGGAAGAAUUAGAUUUACCUUCUGAAAAUAUUGCAACCUUACUGUGUUAUAUCGAGCUGCAUCCAAAAAAAUACAUUAAAGUUUUGAACAAUGCUUACACCAUGUGCAAAAUUUCGUCUUAUGGAGGACCCCAAAAGAUCAUUGAAGCAGCAAAAACUUGUCCUCCCCUAGCAAUGGCUGUUCUAAUGGAGUCAAAGAAGCAUAAAGACAUAUCAAAAAUCAAUGUUUUGGAAUUUGAUGUUAUUCAAGUAGCUGCUGCAAUAGGCUGGGAAAGUGGAAUGACGAAAUAUCAUCUGAAAAAUUUAGAGUGGAUAACAGACGGCGCCAAAUCUCGACGAUCACAACUAAAGAUAGAAUUCCAUACCCUUGGCUUCAAGAUUAAAGCUCAAGGUGACCUCACACCGGCAGAACUCGACUGUAUGCUGGACGAUCUUCACAACUUAGUGAUGAUUCAGGAAAAAGCUAUGUUAUAUCAGUUAGAAGAAAGCCACGCAGCAUUUAGUAAACUUGGUAGCAAUUCUGUGGCAGGCAGCGAAUUAUCGCAAGAUAGUCUUGUCACUAAGUCUAACGAGCUUAAGUCGACAAUACGUAAUUAUUUCCAAAGGGAGGAGCAUUUUGCAUGCGAUAUUGAGUGCCAAGAACGUCCAAUCGACACAGAAAGAGUUAUAAGUGAUGUUAGAGCUUUAAUUGCUUCAUACAGAGAUUGUAGCUUCAAUGGACGCAGUAUAGCACGAAUAUUUCAAGGUAUAUCUUCACCUAAUUUUCCAGCGAUUGUUUGGGGCAGGUGUAAAUUUUGGAGAGCUCAUAUUCAUGAGGAUUUUUACGGAAUUAUCAGAUUAGCAACACAACAGUUAAUUCAAAUGAAAAAUAAUUAAAUGAGUAAUGUUCAAUAAUUGACAAUUUGAAAUAAUAAACAAUGUGAUA
Molecule: messenger RNA, 4200 nt
Organism: Leguminivora glycinivorella
Lineage: Eukaryota; Metazoa; Arthropoda; Insecta; Lepidoptera; Tortricidae
Gene: RecQ4
Product: ATP-dependent DNA helicase Q4
Exons: 1
Coding region: 264-4151 (1295 amino acids)
Biological process (GO): DNA replication; double-strand break repair via homologous recombination
Cellular component (GO): chromosome; cytoplasm; nucleus
Molecular function (GO): 3'-5' DNA helicase activity; nucleic acid binding; zinc ion binding
Source: RefSeq, a predicted model, not a curated record